CUUCUUCUUUUUUUGUCGUUGCUCUAAUAACAAAUUCCAAGCAGACCAUUCUCGCGCGAGAAGAGCAGCAGAGAGAGUUUAAACCAAAGAAUCUAAACUAUCUAACAAUGGCGAACGCUGAAGUAGAUGUUGUAGAUUAUGAAGACGAAGAUAUGGAAGAUGCAGUUGAAUUCGAUGCACCCAAACUCAGAUCAGCCGUUACCGAUUCCUCAUCUGCUCCAUUAAAGACCAAAGGACGAGGUUUUCGUGAAGCAAUGACAGCUGAAGCUGAACGCAAUACUCGCUUCGCUUCUAAGGAUUUUGAUUCACUCGCUUCUGACGGUGGUGGUCCUGCUGCUCAACGAUCUAUCGAGGGUUGGAUAGUUUUGGUUACUGGAAUCCACGAAGAAGCUCAAGAGGAUGAUCUACAUGCUGCAUUUGGUGAGUUUGGGGAAGUGAAGAAUUUGCAUCUAAAUCUUGACCGCAGGACUGGGUUUGUAAAGGGAUAUGCAUUGAUGGAAUUUGAGCAGUUUGAUGAAGCUCAAGCUGCCAUAUCUGCAAUGAAUGGUGCGGAACUUCUAACACAGAUCAUCUCAGUUGACUGGGCCUUCAGCAAAGGACCAUUCAAACAAAGGAACACCAGAAGGAGAUCCCCACGUGGGCAUCGCUCGAGGAGUCCUAGGAGACGCUUUUGAUUUCGUUGGCAUUCGGGUGGUUGUGUGUUGUCCCGAAGGAUUUUCAGUGCUACUUGGCGACAAUGAAUUAUAUCUGGUUGUGCCUAUCUGCUAGUUUUAGGAUUGACCUGACUUUUUCUUUUGCGUUUUGUCUAUCAAUCUCACUUUAUUGAUGUGAACACAGAAUUAACAUAUGCGAAAAUCUAGCUACUCUUGGUUUAAAGAUUUUGUAUAUUUUUGCGUGAAAACUAGUGAAGUUUGGUGCCGUAUCCAUUGCACCUCUUGAAUUA
Messenger RNA from Papaver somniferum (opium poppy), 943 nucleotides. RefSeq names its product RNA-binding protein Y14A-like. The transcript is spliced from 4 exons. The record is from RefSeq and is a predicted model, not a curated record. Gene Ontology annotation, biological process: RNA splicing. Lineage: Eukaryota; Viridiplantae; Streptophyta; Magnoliopsida; Ranunculales; Papaveraceae. Gene Ontology annotation, cellular component: nucleus; exon-exon junction complex; cytoplasm. Gene Ontology annotation, molecular function: mRNA binding. The coding region runs from base 108 to 674 and encodes 188 amino acids.